Molecule: messenger RNA, 3274 nt
Organism: Anthonomus grandis grandis
Lineage: Eukaryota; Metazoa; Arthropoda; Insecta; Coleoptera; Curculionidae
Exons: 17
Coding region: 229-3222 (997 amino acids)
Cellular component (GO): cytoplasm; membrane
Molecular function (GO): scavenger receptor activity
Source: RefSeq, a predicted model, not a curated record
UUUAAUUUUCAUUCCGUUUUGCCAUUUUAACAACAGUUUAAUAAUGAGUAAUAAGUUGGCCUAUUAGAUCGUGUUUUAAUUUUUUUCCGCUUAAGUUUAAAUAGGAUAUUUUUUGUUAUUAGUUUAUUAAUUGUGGUGUUAUGGUAGUGUUUUAAACACGCUUUGAAUGUAUGUGAAUUUAGAAAGAAAUAUUUGGAGUAAGGGAUAAGUAGAGUUAAUUUAUUCAUCAUGUAUCCGAGAAAACACGUAAGAAGAUGCGCCCUGUUUUGUGGUUUUUCAGCCCUACUCGUCGUAUUGGGAAUCGUGAUUAUCUGUUUUAGAACGUUUAUUUAUAAGUCGAUUUUAAGUAAAAUUUUCGUGUUGAAUCCGGGCAGUUAUAUUUAUGAUGUCUGGAGGAAGAAUCCCAUUCCUAUGAGCCUGGAUUUGUAUCUUUUUAACUGGACCAAUCCAGAAGAUGUUUUAAAUGGAACAUCUAAACCAAUUUUACAAGAACUAGGCCCUUACUCCUUCGAUGAAACCAAAGAAAAAGUCAAUUUAACAUGGAACUCAAAUAACACUGUCUCCUUCUACCAUUUGAAGAAGUGGUGGUUUAACUCAGAAAGAAGCAACGGCACUCUGCAUGAUCCAGUGACGUCCGUUAACCCUAUUGCUUUGUCCACUGCUCUGGCAGCAAAAUCCUGGCACGCAGUAAUCAAGAGAGGCAUCAAUAUAUUUUUUCGAUCACUAGAUGUUAAUGUCUAUGGCACCCAUACAGCAGGAGAAUGUUUGUUUGAUGGAUACAAGGAUCCGUUGCUUAGUAUGGCUAACCAUCUACCUGUUCAGUUGAGCAAUGCGCCCAAUUAUGAUAAAUUUGGGUGGUUUUAUACAAGAAACAACUCAGAAAAAUUCGAAGGCCAAUUUAACAUGGACACUGGACACACGGGCCAACUGGGAGAACUAUACUCCUGGAAGUUUAUGAACCAAACCCCAUAUUUCUCAAAUAAAUGUGGAAAAGUGGGUGGAUCGGCGGGUGAAUUCUUCCCAUCCGACCUAAGAAAGGAAAGUCUAAUAAAAUUCUUUUCUGCUGACUUAUGCAGAUUCGUUCAGUUAGAAUUUGAAAAGGAAGUCAUUGUCAGUGGAGUUGUGGGGUAUAAAUAUACUGCUCAGGACAGAUUUCUGGAUAAUGGUACAAAAAUUCCGGAAAACAAAUGUUUUUGUGGUAAUGAACAAUGUCAGCCAUAUGGCGUUUUGGAUAUCUCAGCGUGCAGAUAUGGCUCUCCAGCGUAUGUUUCACUACCUCAUUUUAAUAAGGCUGAUCCGUACUAUACCAGUUUGUUAGAGGGUGUGAAGCCAGUAAAAGAUAGGCAUGAUUUCUUUAUGAUUUUUGAGCCGAAAACUGGUUUGCCUUUGCAAGUGUCUGCACGUCUGCAAGUGAAUCUUCUUAUGCAAUCGGUGCCAGGUGUUGGCGUAUUCUCCAAAGUACCAAGAGUCUACAUGCCAAUCCUUUGGUUUGAACAAAACGUACUCAUUCCUGAGGACUUGAUCUUCUACCUCAGAAUCCUCAGCAAUUUUGAAAAUAUUUGCCUGGCAGUCGGCAUAAUUUGCAUCCUCUCAUCUAUACUGUUGGAAAGUUGUUACUGUUACAGAAUAUGUACUACAAAAGUAAUUAAUAGGAAGCAACAUGUGAUAACCAGAGGGGAUCCUAUCGAGGAGAUUCCUUUGAAGCAUAAAGAGAAAAAUGGAUUUUUGACAAAAACAAAAAAUGGUUGUCUUAGACAGUGCGGUGAAGUAAGCAUGCUAAUAUGCGGCAUAUGCCUUACUGCCAUGGGACUGGGAAUAUUUUUAUUUUUGGAGAAUAUCUAUGACCUAAUUAUAAAUGACGCCUUGAAAUUUACAAACAACUCGGAGGCAUUUAAGGCGUGGAAAAGCAGUGAUCCUCCGUUGGACUUGGACCUUUAUUUAUUUAAUUGGACCAACGUUGAUAAAGUAUUGGAUCCGAAUGUAAAGCCUCAUUUUGAAGAAUGUGGGCCAUACAGGGUGAAAGAAGUAACAGAAAAAACCAAUUUAAUAUGGAACAGCAAUAACACCAUAACAUACCAAAAAAAGAAAAUUUACUUUUACGACGACGACUACAGCCCCAAGAAGCUCAAUGAGGUCAUCAAAACCAUCAAUCCAGUAGCAUUAACAGUAGCGUAUAAAGCAAGAGAACUAUGGGCCGGUGCAAAACUAACAGUAUCCUUUAUGCUGGCGGCAAAGUUGGGUACAGAUAUAAGUAUAACCACCACAGCAAGAAAAAUUAUCCUUGACGGCUAUGAAGAUAAAAUUCUCGAUUCUCUAAGCUCGAUUCCUGUCAUUAAUAUUAACAAAAAGUUUGGAUAUUUUCAUGGGAGAAACAACACAGUAGCAAAAGGUACUUACAGUAUGUACACGAAAAACGAUGAAAAUUUUGGAAAGCAAAUGGAGUGGGACUACAAAAACACCACAAACUUCUAUGAAGGCCGUUGCAACGAGAUCAAAGGUUCCGCCACCGAGUUUUAUCCUUUGAACAUAAAGAAAUCGGAAAAGUUGGUGUUUUAUUCGCCUGAGUUGUGCAAAUAUGCCGAAUUGGAGUUUGUGAGGGAAGAAACGAUUAAAGGAGUACUAGGGUAUAGAUUUAGUGCUAAUAAUAUUUUUGAUAAUGGUACUCUUUAUCCAGAAAACCGCUGCUUUUGUGGCGAACAUUGUUACCCUUCUGGUGUACUUGACGUCUCAAAAUGCAGGGAUAACUCACCAACUUUUCUCUCGUUUCCACACUUUUACGCAGCAGAUCCUUACUACACAAAUCUUAUCAGUGGAAUGAAACCUGAUGCAAAGAAACACGAGUUCUAUCUUAUCAUUGAACCAAAAACAGGUAUAAUAAUGAAUCUUCAAGCCAACAUGCAGGUGAACAUGCUUCUUCAGCCGAUAAAUAGAAUUCGGCUGUUCAGUAAAGUUCCCAAGAUAUUCGUUCCGAUGUUCUACUUUUCCCAAUUUGUAGACCUGGAUGACAAUUUGGCCGCCAACCUGAAGUUACUUCAAAGGUUGCCAGACUUAUUGAAUUAUGUUUCCCUAAUUUGCAUUGGUUUAGGGCUAAUAGUAAUUGUAUGGGGGGCGUGUGUAAUUUUUAAAGUCUGUAAGCCCAAAGCCCCUAAGCAGAAAAGCUUUGAGGAAGAGUUUAUGGAGGAGAUUCCUAUUAAUGAGAAAAAUGUUAAAAUAUGUCGAUAGGAAAUUUGUAUGAUAUGUAAAGUAAUUAUUUUUAAAUAGAUUUUUAGAUUUU